Molecule: messenger RNA, 2232 nt
Organism: Danio aesculapii
Lineage: Eukaryota; Metazoa; Chordata; Actinopteri; Cypriniformes; Danionidae
Gene: srp68
Product: signal recognition particle 68
Exons: 16
Coding region: 43-1824 (593 amino acids)
Biological process (GO): SRP-dependent cotranslational protein targeting to membrane
Cellular component (GO): signal recognition particle, endoplasmic reticulum targeting
Molecular function (GO): signal recognition particle binding; 7S RNA binding; endoplasmic reticulum signal sequence receptor activity
Source: RefSeq, a predicted model, not a curated record
AUCCAUAUCUGGCUAGUUCAUCGGACGUGUACUUGCUAAAAAAUGGCUGCUGAGCAGAAUGGAGUAAAAAAGCCGUCAACUGAAGAAAAUAAAGAGAACAGCAUCGAUCAGAGUAUUGGUCUGGAGAUUCUGCAAAUUAUUAAAGACUCUCAGCAGCAGCAUGGACUCAGGCAUGGAGAUUACCAGCGCUAUAGGGGUUAUUGCUCCAGACGACUGCGUCGUUUAAGAAAGGCUCUGGGCUUUAAAAUGGGAAACAGACACAAGUUUACUGGAAAGAAAGUCACCGUGGAGAUGCUUUCAGACAACCGAUAUCUGUUGUUGGUGUUAAUGGAAGCAGAACGAGCUUGGAGUUACGCCAUGCAGCUGAAACAGGAAGCUAACACUGAGCCUAGAAAGCGUUUCCAUUUGAUGGCUCGCUUGCGGAAGGCUGCCAAACAUGGAGAGCAGCUAGAGAAGCUGUGUGAAUGUCCUAAUGUAGAUGCCAAGACCAAACUUGAGGCUCAGGCUUACACUGCUUAUCUGACAGGAAUGGUUCAGUUUGAACUACAGGAGUGGAAGUCUGCAAUGGAGGCCUUUAACAAUUGCAAGACCAUCUAUGAGAAACUUGCAAGUGCUUUUACUGAGGAGCAGGCUGUGCUUUAUCACCAGAGAGUGGAAGAGAUUUCACCUAACAUCCGAUACUGUGCAUAUAACAUUGGUGACCAGAACGCUAUAAAUGACCUCAUGCAGAUGAGACUGAGUGCAGGAGGAGGGGGUGGCAUGAUGGCUGAAAAAUUGGAGUCAUUGAUUACUCAGACAAGAGCCAAGCAGGCAGCUGUAAUGAGUGAGGUUGAAUGGAGAGGCCGUACAGUUCCUAUCAAAAUUGAUAAGGCCAGAAUAUUUCUGCUGGGUCUGGCUGACAAUGAAGCUGCUAUUACACAGGCAGAUAAUGAAGAGACUAAGGAGCACCUGUAUGAGAGUCUGCUGGCAGAGUGUAGAGACACCAUCCAGGCUGUCAGGGAGGAGCUCAGGACUGAUGUGAAGCAGAGAGAACGAGCCACCGACGUUGCUGAGAGUAGCAAGGUAUCUAAUCUGCAGUAUUUACACAGCUAUCUUACAUAUAUCAAGUUGUGGACUGUGGUGAAGAGAAAUGAGAGCAUGGCACAUUCACUGCAAACUAAGCUGAAAGAGCCUCAGACUGAUGAGAACAAAAGAGGACCGCGACCACAGGAUCUCAUACGACUCUAUGACAUCAUACUGCAGAGUCUUGCUGAGCUGUCAUCACUUCAAGGUCUAGAGGAGGAUCACACUUUCCAGAAAGAACUGUCCCUCAAGACUUUGGUCUACAAGGCUUACAGGUGUUUCUAUAUAGCUCAAUCCUAUGUUUUGGUGAAGAAGUGGAGUGAAGCUCUUGUUCUUUAUGAAAGGGUUCUGAAAUAUACCAAAGAGGUCCAAUCCAAAGCAAAGAGCCUUAGUAACAACCUUAAGGAUCUCCCUGAUGUCCAGGAGCUGAUUGCUGAGGUCAAUGCUGAAAAGUACUCCCUCCAAGCUGCAGCCAUCUUAGACACUGAAGACAUUGCUGAGUUGCCCUCACAGCAGCAGAUUAAAGACACCACGCCUCUGUCUGAUCGACUGGAGAAUUUUCGACUAGACUCCACCCUUUUGAGCAAGCAGCCCAACCUGGUGCAGUUCCCUCCAGACUUUCAGCCAAUUCCAUGCAAGCCUCUCUUCUUUGAUCUGGCUCUCAACCAUGUGGUGCUUCCACCUCUUGAUGACAAGGUUGAGCAGAAGGGGAAGGGUGGCAUCACUGGCUACUUCAAAGGCUUCUUUGGCUUUGGAAGCUAAAUCUAAAACCAGGUUUUGUGUUUGGCUGUCUGAAUGGAGAUUUUUGUUCAGGAUUAAGAGUUAUUAAAUCCUUCUCCAUUUACAUGUCUUUGAUUUAAGUAAAUGUUUAGCCUCCUUCAUAUGGUGUAGGUAUGGUGUUGAGACCAUUUAUUCAUAUGCAAGAAUAUCUUGUCAGGUGACAGUGGUAAUCCUUAGUGUCAUUACACCAUCUUACAUACAGUUUGAAAGUUUUGUUUAGUGUAAGUUAGUAUUGCUAUUUUAAUCAAACUCUUGAGCCAAAAUGGUCAGUUGCCAUUAAAAAAAGUCAUUGACAUGAUUUUUGUCUGACAUUUGUACGGAGACCCGGAAGGGACGUGAUGGUAGGGAAAAAACAGGUGGAACAAACAGUAAUUAGAAUAUAAACAGUAA